This is a messenger RNA of Lasiosphaeria miniovina, 480 nucleotides long. Its product is annotated as PLAC8 family-domain-containing protein. The annotation marks the transcript as partial. The record is from RefSeq and is a predicted model, not a curated record. Lineage: Eukaryota; Fungi; Ascomycota; Sordariomycetes; Sordariales; Lasiosphaeriaceae. The transcript has 3 exons.
CAAGAUGGCCAGUGGGAGUCAGGCUUCUGCAACUGCUCGCCCUGCGAGAGCUGCUUUUUGGCAUGCUGCUGCCCCUGCAUCAUACACGGCAAGACUGCCGAUCGUCUCCGUGACCCCACCAUGGCUACGGCAGAUACCUUCAACAGCGACUGCGUGCUCUUUGGCGUUGUCCAGGCCUGCCUGGGCGUAGGCUUCAUCUUCACAAUGCAGCAGCGAGGCGAGAUCCGCAAGAGAUACGGAAUUAAGGGCUCCGGGCUUGGUGACUGCUGCGCGACCUUCUGGUGCAACUGCUGCGCCCAGAUCCAGGCCGACAACGAGGUUAUCGCGCGCUCUGCCCGCGGCCCGAUUGUCCAGGGCUACCAGCCCCACGGCCCCAUGGGCACCCCGGGCCAGGAGAAGAUCCAGCCUACCGUCCAGGCGCACCCUCAGCAGCAGUACCAGCAGCAGCAGUACCAGCAGCAGUACCAGCAGCAGCCCCAG